Molecule: messenger RNA, 1172 nt
Organism: Myotis brandtii (Brandt's bat)
Lineage: Eukaryota; Metazoa; Chordata; Mammalia; Chiroptera; Vespertilionidae
Gene: MGARP
Product: mitochondria-localized glutamic acid-rich protein
Exons: 4
Coding region: 69-773 (234 amino acids)
Biological process (GO): anterograde axonal transport
Cellular component (GO): mitochondrion; mitochondrial outer membrane
Source: RefSeq, a predicted model, not a curated record
GCGGCUGCAAAUAAACCUGGAGUUGUCCAGCUGUUUGCCUCCAUCGUCCUUGUAUUUAACACCUUUGGAUGUGCGAAUUCAUGGGGGAAAAGAGCAUCUUCAAAGAUUUCCUACGGGGAAAGUUGCACUCAUCUCUUCGCUGGAUGUCAUCUAACAAGUUCCCUGGAUCAUCUGGAUCAAAUAUGAUCUACUAUCUGGUUGUAGGUGUCACGGUCAGUGCUGGUGGAUACUAUACUUACAGGACAGUCACAUCAGAGCAAGUCAAACACACUGGACAUAUAAAAAAUUUGAAAGAAAAAAACAGAGCAGAGUUACAGCCACUUCAAGGUGAAAAAGAGAACCUGGAGGGAGCGGAGAAAGCAAGUUCAGAGGCCCCUGAAGUAUCUUCGGAGGAAGCUCAGGUGGCGGAUGCGGAAGAAAGCUCCGACGCUGCAGCUGCAGGCAGAGCAGAGGAGGCUUCAGCCUGUCCCGACGCUGCGGAGGCUGCUCAGGUGGAGAUCACCGCGGUCGGUGCUGAAACGGAGCCAGAGGUUCCAAAUGUCACCCCCUGCGAAAGCGCCCAAGUCAGCACCGGAGCCACCUCGGAGGUCACCAGUGCAGCUCCGGAUGAAGCCGUUGCCAUCAGUAACGAUAAAGGUACAACCGAGAACGAAAGCUCUGAUGAAUAUGCUGAACUGGAAGAAGAGAAUUCUCCGGUUGAGUCAGAACCCUCUGCUGGGGAUGGUUUACAGGAAGAAGCCAGAGUUGGUGCUGAGGCCGCGACUCAAGGCUAACCUUGCAGAUUCACACUCGGCAUAAACGCCAUCGCAAGUCUGAUAGGUGCUUUUGUAGUUUUAGUCAUCUUAGUUUUAGUUUUUUUUAAAGGCGCCUUUUCUAGAAAACUUUAAUGUGCCUUGAAGGUGUUUGGUAUCCGCUGAUAGGUUUCAGGGUUGAGACAUUUGAGAUUACACGUGACUGAAGUUUUCUAGUCUCUGAGGUCAGACUAUGACACUGCAGUAGAGAGCUUCAAGAUUUUCAUCUUUGGAUUUAAGUUUUAUGUCAUAGGAAUUGAGCUAUCUAUACAACCUGCGUUCACUUUAACUUUGCUGUGCCCUUACCUUACUGUAAUGUGUGUAAAUGUAGAUUCUCAAGUUUUGAUUUGAACUCAUUUAAAUAAAAUUUUAAAAUAUUUA